This is a messenger RNA of Aspergillus aculeatinus CBS 121060, 815 nucleotides long. RefSeq names its product putative eukaryotic translation initiation factor 4 (gene tif1). The record is from RefSeq and is a predicted model, not a curated record. The transcript has a single exon. Gene Ontology annotation, molecular function: RNA binding; RNA helicase activity. NCBI's taxonomy places the organism in Eukaryota, Fungi, Ascomycota, Eurotiomycetes, Eurotiales, Aspergillaceae. The coding region runs from base 104 to 700 and encodes 198 amino acids.
CUGGCGAUGCUAACGGCAUCAUUAGCGUGGUUUCACCGAGCAGAUCUACGACAUCUUCCAGCUCCUUCCCCAGUCCACCCAGGUCACCCUGCUCUCUGCCACCAUGCCCCAGGAUGUCCUUGAGGUCACCACCAAGUUCAUGCGUGACCCCGUCCGUAUCCUGGUCAAGAAGCAGGAACUUACCCUCGAAGGUAUCAAGCAGUUCUACAUUGCCGUUGAGAAGGAGGAGUGGAAGCUCGACACCCUCUCCGACUUGUACGAGACUGUCACCAUCACCCAGGCCGUCAUCUUCUGCAACACCCGCCGCAAGGUCGACUGGCUCACCGACAAGCUCACUGCCCGUGACUUCACUGUCUCCGCCAUGCACGGUGACAUGGAGCAGGGCCAGCGUGAUGUUAUCAUGAAGGAGUUCCGUUCCGGAUCUUCCCGUGUCCUGAUCGCCACUGACCUUCUGGCCCGUGGUAUCGAUGUCCAGCAGGUUUCCCUGGUCAUCAACUACGAUCUCCCCGCCAACCGUGAGAACUACAUCCACCGUAUCGGUCGUGGUGGUCGUUUCGGUCGUAAGGGUGUUGCCAUCAACUUCGUCACCGCUGACGAUGUCCGUAUGAUGCGCGAGAUCGAGCAGUUCUACAGCACCCAGAUCGAGGAGAUGCCCAUGAACGUUGCUGGUAAGUUUCCUUUCGUCCUACCGUCUGGAUGAUUCUAAUAGGCUGGCAGACCUCAUCUAAACACCUUAAUUCCCGAAUCACCUCAUGCCCCUCGAUGCGGAUUACGAAUGCAGUUGCCAAUAACGCUCCAAGGGUGAGCUGCGGUGG